This is a messenger RNA of Amyelois transitella, 1275 nucleotides long. Its product is annotated as tektin-B1-like. Gene Ontology annotation, biological process: cilium assembly; cilium movement involved in cell motility. The record is from RefSeq and is a predicted model, not a curated record. Bases 1 to 1275 code for a protein of 424 amino acids. Gene Ontology annotation, cellular component: nucleus; microtubule cytoskeleton. NCBI's taxonomy places the organism in Eukaryota, Metazoa, Arthropoda, Insecta, Lepidoptera, Pyralidae. The transcript is spliced from 7 exons.
AUGGACGCGUCGAUCCCUGUAUUUGAGAAACCCCUUCCUCGUUUGACCAUGCCUGAUUGGACUAGAAAUAUCCAAAGGCUACAGAAUGAAGCUAGACUCAGAAGAUUCGAGUCUUACGAGUUGAGACAAAAAGCUAAUCAGCUCCGAAAUGAAACUGCGGUUACCACGCGAUGGGACAAUUAUGUUAACAAUGAAUUGUUGAGAGAUAGAAUUCACGAAAUCCAAUCCUGGCGUGAGAAGCAGAGGUUUACCCGUGAAUGUGUGAGAGAUGAAAUAAGAGCUCUGAAGGAGGAAAAAAACUCCACGGAAUUACAUUUGGAGUCACUGCAAAUUCCUCUCAUGGUAUCGUCUCAGUGCCUCUCAAAUCGCGACCAGAGAGUGCCGCCUGAAUUGACCAGGGAUCAGCUUGGGGAAGAACUUAAAAAGGAGCUCCACAUAAUAGAGAACAGCAAACGCAAUCUAACAGAUAUAUGCCAGAUGGGAUGGGAGAAAAUAAAGGAAUUGACGAACGUGUUCUGUAGACUGGAACGGGAAAUACAAAACAAAGACGACGCCUUGGACUUGGAGUAUCACGUGAAAGAACUGGAUAGGAACAGCUCAGGGAUAUCCUAUAAGUUGAAUCCUACAAGAAUUCCGCCUGACACAAUGUCUGAAGAAAGCUACGUGCAAUGUAUAGAAAACACGAUACAAAUUGCACAGCAGUUGAUGGCUGAAUCUAAAGCUCUCCGGGAGGCGAUGUUCAAGGCUCGGGAACAGGCGCGAAAUCAGAUGUACGCGCAGUGUCAGGUUGUAGAGAUGAUAAUGCGGAGAAGAGUUUACGACAUACAGAGGGCAAGGAAUGAAAUGGAAUGGCAGAAGUAUAAGCUUGAAUCCGGUAUGCAGAAAUUGGAUACAGAAAUAGAAACAUUACGCGCCGCAGUCGCGAAUAAAAUCAAUCCGACCAAACUAGUUGAGACGAGACUAGAGACCAGAACUAGGAGACCAGUGCUGGAGAGGGUUAAUGACAAACCAAUGCGUGGACUGAUUGAGGAAUAUGAAAGAGUACAUACAAGCAGUAAUCUAUUGGAAAAAAAGCUGGAAGAUGCGUUAAAAACCUACCACGGCAUGUACAACCACCACCAGAGGGUAACAAAAGACUUGCAAUACAAGAACCAGGCCUUGGAGACAGACAGGCGUUUGAUUGAGAUCCGCAAACCUCUACACGGGCCGGAAGAGACUCAGUUCAAGAGAAAUGUCGGCUAUUGUCAUAUGGCCGACGAACUUGUGCCUAUGUAG